GCGCGCGGCCGGAAGCGGAAGUGAGUGCGCUGGUAAUCAUGGUGCCGCUGGGGUGGGGAAGCUGCCGCCGCUGCCGGGAGCUCGAUGGGUUGUUACGGUCCCGCUUCAGGAUACUACAGUGAGCGGCGGUGAGCCAUGGGGGAAAACAGUCCCGAAGGCAACGUUAUCUACUAUGAAGUGGACGAUGACGAAUUAACUCAAGAUGACAAUAUGAUGAGGUUUGCUGAUAAAAACGGGCUGGUUUCUUCAUCAUCCGGGACGGUCUAUGACAGGACAACUGUUCUUAUAGAGCAAGACAGCGUGCUGGAAGAUGAUGAGGAUGAAGGACAAUGUAGUGAUCACUUGCCUUUUUUACCGGAGGGUCAUGAAGAAGGAUUUCAUUUAAUAGCAGAUCAUGAAGGAAUGUCCCAGGGUUACGUGCAACAUAUUAUUUCUCCAGAUCAGAUUCACCUAACAAUAAAUCCUGGUUCAACUCCUAUGCCAAGAAACAUUGAAGGCGCAACACUCACUUUGCAGUCUGAAUGCCCAGAAACCAAGCUUAAAGAAGUUAAGAGAUAUCAGUGCACUUUUGAGGGCUGUCCACGAACCUAUAGCACUGCUGGAAACCUGCGCACUCACCAAAAGACACAUCGUGGGGAAUACACUUUUGUCUGCAAUCAAGAAGGCUGUGGCAAAGCCUUUCUUACCUCUUACAGCCUCAAAAUCCACGUUCGAGUGCACACUAAGGAGAAGCCGUUUGAAUGUGAUGUGCAGGGCUGUGAAAAGGCAUUCAAUACACUGUACAGGUUGAAAGCACAUCAGAGACUUCACACAGGGAAAACAUUUAACUGUGAAUCAGAAGGCUGCAGUAAAUACUUCACAACACACAGUGACCUGAGGAAGCACAUUCGAACACACACAGGAGAAAAGCCAUUUCGGUGUGAACACGACGGCUGUGGAAAGGCUUUUGCUGCAAGCCACCACCUCAAAACACAUGUUAGGACACAUACUGGGGAGAAACCCUUCUUCUGUCCCAGUAAUGGCUGCGAGAAGACUUUUAGUACACAGUAUAGUCUCAAGAGUCACAUGAAAGGCCAUGAGAAAGGACAUACCUACAAUGCACUUCCCAAUAACAACGUGUCUGAGGAUACAAGCCACUCGCUUUGUCUGAGUGACUUAAGCCUCAUAUCAACAGAUUCAGAACUGCGGGAGAACUCUAAUCUAACACAUGGACAAGAUCUUAGCACAAUCUCACCAGCAAGCAUCUUUGAGUCUAUGUUUCAGAGCACAGAUCACACCACAAAUCAGGAAGACUCUAAGCAGACAGCUGCCUUGAUUGAAGCUUUUAAUGGUCAUGCAGACUCAGUCACUGCUGUUCCGCCUUCUGCAGGAGAUUCAGCAUCGUUGUCACUUCCACUUGUACUGCAGCUUGGCAUCUCUGAGCCUUCACAUUCAGCACUACAAGCCUCAGCAGCACCUGCUGCUCCCUCCUCCAUAGGAACCAGCUCACAGCAAGCUGCAUUUGGAAAUCCUGCAACUGUUUUACAAUCCCCAGAAGUGCCUGUUCCUCACAGCACACAGUUUGCAGCCAGUCACCAAGACUUCCUGCAGCACACUCAGACACCACCACAGCCCAUUGUACAAGGACUUUCAGUGGUUGCUGGGGCAUCUGCCCCAACAGCAUCAAGUGCCACUGAACCCCUGCCAGCUGUAGUUCAGACUGUGCCUGUUGGUGCGAACUCUGUUCUGACUAGCAAUCCAACCAUAACAAUUACUCCUUCUCAGAGCACCGCUAUUCUACAGUCCAGCAUCGUCAUGGGAGAGCAAAACUUGCAAUGGAUAUUAAAUGGUGCCACUGGUUCUCCACAAAGCCAAGAACAAAUGCCACAAGUUCCAAAAGUAGUAGAAAAGGUCUUUUUUACCACUGCAUUACCAGUAGCUGGCAACACAGGAAACCCUGUUCAGCAGAUUGGUCUCAGCGUUCCUGUCAUUAUUAUAAAGCAGGAGGAAGCCUGCCAGUGUCAGUGUGCCUGCCGAGACUCUGCCAAGGACAAAGUCACCGUUAAGAAGGAGAGUUCCUCACCUGAACCGAAAGCUUCGGAGCAGCCAGCUCCCCAGCUGCAGCCUCAGACCUUUCCUUCCUCUUCCUCUUCCCCUUCUCCCUCACGUGGGCAGAGCAGUCAAAUAGUUAACCCUUCAGACUUACAGACUGAAACAUUAAGUGCCAUGGAUGUAUCGGACUUCCUGUCCCUCCAAAGUCCUGAAACCCCAUCUAAUAUAAUUCCAAUCGAAGCACUACUGCAGGGUGAGGAAGAAAUUGGUCUGAAUAGCAGCUUCUCUAAAUGAAGAUGUUCUGGAUUUUUCUUUUGCACCUGGAGGGUAAAACCCUCCUCUUAGAAGCAGAAACUGAAGGAUCGAUUCUUUUUCCUUCCUCUUUGGAAGUUUUGUGGCUUAUUUCUGCUUCACAGACGUCAUCUUAGUCACGUCCCAGGUACAUCCAUCUUUAAGAAUCUAUCUAAAAACAGAAAAGGCAAAAAAAAAAAAAAAAAGCUAAGUUAUAUAUGAACUGUUUUGGCUGCACUGUCUGUCACUUUUGCUUGUCAUAUGUGAACACGGAAGUUAAGGUUACUCGUGUGCAAAAAGAUUUUAAAAAGAAAAAGGGGGGUUAGUUUGUCUCCAAUUGCACAUCACUUACAUUUGGGCUUAAGGUACUGGCAGCGAGUGAGUCUUUGUUACAACUCCUUGGGUCUAUGAUUUUUCUUUUGUCUCUUAUAUACUAACCAUGCACUAUAAGGGGAGCCCAGGACAGGAAGUUGCUAUAACAGAAACUGGUUUCAUUAUAGUAGAAGGUGAUUUAUCUGAAGUUUUAUUGCAAUGUGAUUGUCACGUCACUGAGCUGGGAGUUGAUGCCUGGGUUUGCAUUGUACUGUGGCUGUUACUAAAGCCUACAGAAGUGUUUGGGGAGCUUAUUGCAGGAGGGCACAAGGUACUUGUGCUCCUAAUAGAUUGGUUCAUCUAAUUGAACUAGGACUUCAGAUGUGGUGGCAGAUGUAUGGAAACACUGUGGGAGCCCCUGCUCACUCAGACUUGAGAGUCUGUUUGCCUGUCUUUGAAGGAUGCAGUGAGUUCCAGGUAUAGUCAGAUUGGUUCCUGCUGCUCUUUUGAUUCAUUUGGCUCUGUUCAGAAACGAGUCAUCCUCUUAAACAAGCCCUCCAAUCGUUUAAUCAGGAGCAUGGUGCCUUUGCUGAUUGCUCUCAUCUUUUGUCAAGAAGAACUCUUGGAAAAUACUGAGAAUGAUUUGAUGUAACUUCAGUUUGGGUUCAGUGAGUUUACCCUUCAGCUGCCCAGAAAUGCUUCCUCUUUUCUCUUAAGCUAUAUAGUUUCUGCCUGAAUCUGCCUCCAACCUAAUGCAAUGCCAGCUUUUUGUGCACGGGGCUAUUUCUUGACUAAAAGAUGUUACACAACAUAGUAGUUUUUCAUAUCAAACUAUAUUCUAACCUACUCAGGGUAAAUAAAACACAAACCCCCCUUCCACCAAAAAGCCUGUAAUGUUGCAAUAAAUGCAGUCUCAUUCUAAAUGGUUUAUUUAUGCUGCAUUAUUUUAAAAGAUGUAAUUUUGUAGUAUUUUAUCCAUCUUUCUGGCUUUGGCUGUCAGUCUUUUUGUGUUAAAGGAAAGAAUAUUAAAUAGUCUUUAUUCAGUUUACAGUGUUGUCAUUAGUGAGAUACAAAGAUAACGACUAUAAGCCAAUUAAUGUGGACUGUCUCUGCACACUAAAUUUAGGAAUGCAAAUUCCUAGUGGAUAGAGAUCUUUCACUCUUCUUAGCUCCUAUCUGAUCAUAGCCGCUGUCUGCACCUGGGGGGGGGGAGUGAUAUGAAUGCAGCCAGACCUCCCCGAGAUAACCUGAUGAUUUGAAGGCUUUUUAACUCUCUUGUGACAUUCUCUGUGCAGCCUUACCACACCACUGCCAGUCUUAGCUGAGGCAGUGGCUUAAGCUAUCUCACUGUCUUGCAAAUGCACUGCCAUGGCACAGCUGGAAAUGGGCUGAAGGGAACUGGCUUAUCACCUCUCUGUCAACUUGCUUCCAGUGGUUAAAUGCAGAAGGGUGAAACAAGGGUUGUCCAUUAAGGUGAGUGAGAGGAGAGACUGUGGAAAGUGCUGUGUCACUCUGCUAGGGCAGAACACUCUUGCUAAUUGCAGUGAUGAGUUUAGAGGCAUCACCUGAACUGGAAACACGCUGCUGAUGUUUCCUGUCUGGGAGUGCUGGCUCACACUGCAGUGCUAUGCAGUCUAUUACAAUGGGGAUGUGGGUCCUGCAGCAAUAAGGUUUGCAUCCAUGAAUCGUGGAUUAACAAAGCAUCUGAUGUUUUGUUCUUGUAACGGCAAUCCCUUGAGGACAGUGUGGUGGUGUGGUUCCCUUUGUUUUUCUUUUCCCUACAGUAUCGCUUUGUGACGCAGUCUGGUAGUGUGGCAGCAAGAACUGCUUUCAACACAGAAGAAACAGCCUCAAGUCUGUGUGAGUGGAACUGUUCCCCCUUUGAGUGAUUCUCCUUGCCCCUUUCUUUGGCAUAGCGUGGCAGUGGUGCUUGAGGGUGUGUGGAUGUGCUUGUGUGUGCGCAUGUGAGAGUUUGCUAAUGCAGGAGCACAUAGAUUCCCCUUGAGUUGUGGGGUUUUCUGUGAAGGGGACAAGAUGUGCCCUGAAAUGUGACAGCUGAGGGGUUUAGCAACCUCUUCUGAGCCUUUCCAUCCUUCAGGGAAGCAUUUUUUCCUUUCUAGUCCGGCUACUUGUGACUUAGUUCACACCAAACGUGUUUGUGUUUAGGCCAGGUGGCAUCUUCAGAAACUCCCUUGUGGUAGAAAUGUGUGAAAAAGAUCUGCCAAAGGCUUUGAAAUUAGAACUUAAUUUGGAGGUGUGGUGAUUGGCAGCAGCAAGAUGCUGCAUACAUCCUUUCUGAGUGGAGAUUAGAGGUUAACCCCUCUGCUGCUUUCUCUUCACAGCUACUGUUUCAUAUUGGUGUUUUAGGAAAAGCAAUGCGUUCCAGGUUUAUACUGACUUAUAGGUGCGUUGGGUUUGCAGUUAUCCUCUUUAUAUGUGUGUCAGACAGGUGUUGAUUUAGGUGAAACUAAUUAGAGCUUGUAAUGAGGGGAGAAGAGUGUGGUUAUGAGUGCACGGGCUGUGAGCUGUGCAUCCCAGCCAUUGCGUUGUACAAUACUUGCUUUUGUUCUUUAAUUGUUGGUCUGUUUUCCAUGCGCCAUGUAUCUGAUAUGUUUCACAGUGAACAUUUGCAUCAUCCCCAGUGCUGUGUGAUCAAAUGUUGUGCUGCUGGGUGGUUGUGAACAUGCUUGGAAGAGAGAGGAGGUGUGUGAGCAGCUGGCAUGAGAGGGCAAUCAAUCACAGCAAAGCCCUGUGAUUCCUUGGUGCCAGGGAGCUUAUCAUAGGAUCGUUUGAAUUGGAAGGAACUCUUAAAGGCCAUCUAGUCCAAUCCCCUUGCAAUGAAUGGACAUCUACAGCUCUAUUAGGUGCUCAAAGCCCGGUCCAGCCUGACCUUGAAUGUCUCCAGGGAUGGGACAUCCCCCACCUCUCUGGGCAAUCUGUGCCAGUGCCUCAGCUCCCUUAUUGUAAAAAAAAAAAACUUUCUUAUAGCCCUCCUUAAAAUACUGAAAGGCUGAUAUCAGGUCUCACUGGAGCCUUCUCUCCUCCAGGCACAGCCACAGCUCUCAGCCUGUUCUUGCAGGGCAGUGUUCCAUCCUUCAGAUCAUUUUCUGUGGCCCUUCUCUGGACGUGCUCCAACAGGUCUCUCCUGUACUGGGGGCUCCACGUCUGGACACAGCACUCCACAUGAGGCCUCACCAGCACAGAGCAGAGGGGGCAGGAUCACCUCCCUUGCCCUGCUGGCCACGUUGCUUUGGAUGCAGCCCAGGAUACAGUUGGCUCUCUGGGCUGUGAAGGCACAGUGCUGGCUCAUAUUCUUUACCCCCAAGUCCUUUUCAGCAGCUUGGUAUCAUCUGCAAACUGCUGAGGGUGCACACCACCCCACUGUCAGUGGCACCGAUGGAGAUGUUGAAGAGCAUCGGCCGCAGUACUGACCCCAAGGGGCAGCACUUGUUGCCCUGGCAUCUAGCAUAUGCAUAACACUUCUAUUAAAAACAGUGGAGCUUCUGUCACUGUAGAUCUGGCAAGACAUAGGAUUCCCAGAAAGGGGCACGUUCUGCUAGUGUGCUGGAGCCUCUGAGAGCAAUGCGUCCUCCCUCUGCAAAAUCUGUGUUUCAUGAAUUCCUUGAGUUAUCAUCAGUCAGAGAGCACAACUGCUCUAGGUCAUUCUGUGUUAAAGGAUUUGCUGUUCUGUGGCUUGUGGGGAUUUACUUGGUUGCUUAUGUUUUCUGUAUGAGUGCAGAAGCUUCAAUAUGUAGAAAGGGUCUGGUUACCAAUAUUGGUGGCUUUAGUGGCCAGGCAGUGACCCGAGCAUGCAGACUUGGCAUGCAGUUGAAGGCUGUGGAAGUUGCUUUUCAUGCUUCUAGUUGGUAGAGGAAUGGAAAAUCAGCACUGUUGAAAUGCUGGUACUGAAUUACAUAGAACAAAGUACGAAUUGGGCACUUCUGUAAUGCUGACUGUGUCCAGAAAGACUAGUUUGCAGAACCUCAUACUGGUAUCUAAAAUGCACUUUAGGUUAUUUUAUCUUUAACCCAAUUGCUGCAAUUUCUUUUGUAUAUACUUUCACAAAGUUUAUUUUCGCUCUGAGUAAAAGUUAACAGGGGUGUGCAAAGAUGAGCACUUAACUCGGUGCAAUACUUGUAGCUAAAGAUCAUUGUCCCACGUGGUCAGUCUGUCUGUGUCUGUCUAAUCGAAUAUAUAUAGUAACUACUAGCUCAGUGACAUAUUGCCCUACCCUGUGUAUACCCAAGAGGAAUUAUGCAUCGUUAGCAAAUGUCCAAUCUAUGCAAAUAUUUCACUGAGAGCACUGUGCUUUAGCAGGCCUUUUCUCUCACGCUUUCUGGUGAGCUGCUUGUCACUUCUGUUGGAAAUCAGUACCUUCUUCCAGCAGCAAUCCUGCCUUUGGCCCUUCUCCUUUCUCCUCCCUCCUGUCCCAGCAGUGUGAACAGAAGUGACAAGCUGUUCCAAAUCAGGCAUGUUGCACCUUUAAAAUCUGUCUUCACCAGAUCAUUUUGAUGUCAUGUUAUCUGCCUUACUGCGGAGGGUGGCACUUCUCCGUCACCCCAGAUAUUGUGUUUGCAACUGCAGCAACAUUGUUAAACUGUUUACAGUACUUUUCCCGUGACAACUAUAAUUAAGGCACGGAGAAUGAACUAAUGAUUGGCGUGCUGGUUGUGGAACUGCUGGGGGGAAAUUAGUUGGGCUGUAAUUGACCUUGAAGUUGAUGGGAGAUGAAAAGCUGUUCCUGAUGGGUGGGGGGUUGGAAGUGCAGCGGUAACUGGAGCAAGGGGCAGCCAGGGCUGUGCUGCAGCUUGGAGCCGUGCUCGUCGUGCUGCUGGCUGGCUGUGUGACCUCAGGCACAUCGCUCAGCCUCUCCAGGCCUCAGUUUCCUCCCUGUAAAAUGAGGAUGUUGAAACCUGUCCUUGUAAAAACGUGUUGAGAUCGGAGUGAGAAGUCCUUUGCAUCAGUGAUCUGAGCCAGGUGGGCAGAAAUGUGAGAGUCAAUUUGGACUGUAAGGCAAAAAGGAAGGAAAAAAAAACAACCACGUCUUUAAUAAACCCUGCUAAUUUCUGGUUGCGUAGUUUUUAAUUGGGAUACUAUUUUUUCCUUAGCGUAUUUUGGAAACAAUGUCAAGUUUUUAUACAUGUUACCUGUAGCUGAUCCUCACGGACAGGGCUGAACUUUUAACUUUUUUGCAUCUUGUCUUGAUAGAUAUCUCAUGUUCGAGGAGUUGGAUUCUGUGUCUGCACUGAGAAAUGCAAAUUAAACUGGAUAUUUAUGUAGUAGUGUACAUAGUCUAAGUGUGUGUGUUCUUGGAACUAGUUUAGAAAUCCCACACCAUGCUUUCGGUGGUGUGCAAGCUGGCCAAAAUUUGGUUCAUUAUGCAGUGUACACUUUCUCGAAUAAAUGCAGUUUCUACUUUUUUCUUACAAGGAAUUUUUUUCAUAUGAUCUUUUUUCAGCAAAAUCAAGGGUAUGUUUCUGCAGUACCGUAGUUACAGUAGCUGGUAUUUCUUGCUGUGUGGCUUUGUGUCCUUCCACUUGCUUCUAGAACCGGAGCUGUGUCUGACCCUUGUUGUGGAGCGUGGUAGUCGUCGUGUUUCACACCAACUAGCAUCAAUAAGGCAGGCAGGGAUGUGUGAACCUCAGGCCUGGUUAGUUACCCACGGCGGCUUCAGCACUGACAUCUGCACGGAGGCCAAAGUGGGACGUCCAGGAGAACGUAGGCUGUGUAGUUACUGCUUUGGUUUUGUUUGACCCGUGGGGAGCUGGGCGAUGGUCUUGGAGAUGAUAAAAUAAAAGGAAACCCCCAGUUUUUCAAGAAUGUGUUUAUGGUAUUAAAGGAAUUUAUUUAACUAUGAAACACGGGAACAAAUGUGCUUACAUUGAGCAAUGUGAAGAUGUUAGUUACAGGUACAGUACUUCCAAAGGAAGAGCAUCUCCAAAACCCCCCAAAAAAGAGUAAAUAUGAAUUUGUAUUUUUUGAAGAAUGUAAAAUGUGAAAUAAUGGUGUUUGCUUAAUUGCUCAUUUUGUAUGAAGUUAAUAUUGUACUUUGAAAUAUCUACAAAGAAGUGGAAAUUAACUUUUUUUGGAAUUGAAAGCAAUAUUAAUACUAAUGGAAUCCUAAUUAAAUGCUUAUUUAAA
Molecule: messenger RNA, 8775 nt
Organism: Gallus gallus (chicken)
Lineage: Eukaryota; Metazoa; Chordata; Aves; Galliformes; Phasianidae
Gene: MTF1
Product: metal regulatory transcription factor 1
Exons: 11
Coding region: 136-2325 (729 amino acids)
Biological process (GO): central nervous system development; positive regulation of transcription by RNA polymerase II
Cellular component (GO): nucleus
Molecular function (GO): DNA-binding transcription activator activity, RNA polymerase II-specific; RNA polymerase II cis-regulatory region sequence-specific DNA binding
Source: RefSeq, marked validated